Messenger RNA from Brassicogethes aeneus, 534 nucleotides. NCBI's taxonomy places the organism in Eukaryota, Metazoa, Arthropoda, Insecta, Coleoptera, Nitidulidae. The record is from the annotation of a GenBank genome assembly.
AUGAGCGUAACAGACGGCAUGGUUGAUGGGGUGAAUUCACCCGGCUAUUACGGCCGAUCUGGCAUCCUUGAAACGCAUGUUCGCGGUCAAUGGUAUCGCGUGUUCGUUACACUUGAAGACGAUUACCUCAGUAUUACGCUGGAUGAAUCGUAUGAAAACACAACAACGCUGAACGGCACACUGAACAAUAACAUUGAAACGCCGAGCGGACUUAGUGAUUCUCCUGAUGUACCGGAUUCCGUGGCUAACCAAAAACGUUUGGUACGCGUUUGCAAGUCCGAGAACAACGGUCUUGGCAUCUCCAUUAAAGGGGGAAAAGAAAACAAAAUGCCAAUUUUAAUAAGUAAAAUAUUUAAAGGCAUGGCUGCUGACCAGACUGAACAACUAUAUGUUGGAGACGCAAUUUUAUCUGUCAACGGAGAUGAUCUACGAGAAGCCACACAUGAUGAAGCUGUUAAAGCUCUAAAGCGAGCGGGAAAAGUUGUGGAACUCGAAGACGCAACAUUCGCAGUUGAUUUAGAAACGAACGAGUGA